Molecule: messenger RNA, 2034 nt
Organism: Otolemur garnettii (small-eared galago)
Lineage: Eukaryota; Metazoa; Chordata; Mammalia; Primates; Galagidae
Gene: LEKR1
Product: leucine, glutamate and lysine rich 1
Exons: 12
Coding region: 1-2034 (677 amino acids)
Source: RefSeq, a predicted model, not a curated record
AUGUCACCUGAAGAAACAGUUUGUAAGUACUGUGGAGUCAGCUAUCUAAUUCUUCAUGAAUUUAAAGCAAUGGAAGAAAAAGUGAAAGCAAUGGAAAAAAAGAUGGCGUUUUAUCAAGGAAGUGUAGAACGUGAAAAGAUACUUCAAGAAAAACUACAGUCUCUCAGCCAAGAUUUUGAACAGUACAAAAUUGAGAGUGAAUCCAAAACAGAAAGAAUUCAGGAUGCAAACAUGCAGUUAAAAAGUCAACGAAUUGAAUUUCAGAGAGUACAAGAAGAAUUGAGUCAUUUGCAGCAGGAGUUAAAAAUUAAACGUGAACAAUCACAACUCUUCAGUCGAAGAUUGUUGGAGUGCAAACAUUUCUGGAAUAAGACACUUUCAUUACUUACUUUUACUAAAAGAGAACUAACCAGUAUUAAAAAUGAAGUUUAUGAUAAUUUUCAAAACUGGACUUCACUGAAAGCAGAAGUUUUUCUACAAAUUAAAUCUAUAAGCGAAACAGCCUUGACAGAAAUAAACACGCUAAAUAAAACUUUGACAGUGUUCCAGAAAAAUAAGAUAUGUCUUGAAGAGGAAGUGAAAAAUCUGAAGUUACUGUCAGAUGCAGCCAUACUGAGGUCUCAGCAGAUUCAGACAUCCAAACAACAGGAAGUAAACUUGCAGACCAGAUGCUAUGAUUUACAAAAAGAAGUACUAGAUCUGUCCUGCCUGCAGGAAUCUCUAAGCAUUCUGGUCAUGGAAUGCACCGACUCAUUAAAGGAAGUUGAUGUUUAUAUGGUUAUGAAUAAAUCUAACGAAGCCGAUACCUAUCAAAGAGACCUCAGGAAACUGGAGUUUGAAUCCAUUAUUUCUGAAUCACGACACACUAGGCUGCUUAAUGAAAAAGAAGACUCUUUAAUGACUUGUCAGCAAAUAUAUAAAACUUUACAGGAAGAGCUAACUACAAAGGAAAGGCAAGAAGAGGACACAAAAAGAAGAAUUAACUUUGCAGAACAUGAACUAGGGAUAACCAAAACUCUUCUGAAUCAGGCAAAGGAAGAGAUUUUAACACUGAAAAAUGAAAGGGAACUGAUGCUGACUUCACAUCAGAAAAUCAUCGAGCAGCUGCAGGAAACCCUUAGACAGAAGCUGCAGAGUGAUGAUAACUGGAGGGAGAAGAUUAAAGCUGAACUCGCCAAGGAAAGAGCUCAACACCUCGCGGACUUUGAGGAGCAAGCUGUUCUCUUUAGGAAGGAAGCAAAGCUGGAACUUGACAUUGAAAAAGAAAAACACGAACAAAUGAUCCAAAAGUAUAAACACGAUCAAGAGGAACUGCAAACGAAGAUAUCUGACUUAAUCACAGGUGCUACAAGAGAUCUAAGGCUGGAAGUGACCACUCUUGAAGAAAAACUCCAUGCAUCCCAUGUUCGAUACACUGAAGAAUCUGAGUCAAAAGAAAAAGAAAUAGAAAACCUUAAAAAUAUGGUUGUAGAAUUUGAAUCUCGGCUGAAGAAGGAAAUUGACAGUAAUGAUUCAGUUUCAGAAGACUUGAGGAAGGAAAUGAAACAGAAGUCAGAUGAACUGGAAAGAGUAAUGCUGGCACAAACCCAACUGAUCCGGCAGUUCAACCGGUCCCAGGAAGAGAACACUUUUCUUCAGGAAACAGUGCGUAGAGAGUGUGAAGAACGCUUCGAGCUGACAGAGGCGUUGAGUCAAGCCAGGGAGCAGCUCCUGAGGCUCAGGAGGCUCAGCGGAGGGCCACUGUCACCGUGUCCCCUUAGCAAGGGCAGCCUGACCUCCCCUGCAGCUGCAGUGGGUCAUCACAGAGAGAGAAGCCUGGCAAGACUGAACUCUGAGCAAGGAAUCAAAGUCCCCACCCUGCACCGAGUGUCAAGACCCACCACUUCCUCAACCUCAGAUACGCCCAAGAGGGUGGGCAGCUUGGGCUUACCUGUGGUCCUCCAGCCACGUCCUCCCACGGGUGGAGCCUCUGCAGUAAAUGAGACCAGACAGGGACUGGCCUCCGUUCUUCGGAGGAGGCUUAGUCAGCACUGA